UCAAAUGAGCAUUUGACUCCAUUCACAAAUUUUUUACUUUGUAAAUGUUUUUUCUUUCAAUUCGUUCUGAACUUUCAAAAUUCACUUUCGUCUAACAAAAAUGAAUUUUUCGAAAAUUAGUAGCAAAGUUUCAAAUUUUUUGUGUACAUAUUUUUCUAUUGUUCCAAAACUUUCAAUUACAAAAUCCGCUAUGACCGGAAAUAAGAGCGAGGAAGCGAACUCGCAUUGUGUCGACAGUUCGAAUAGCCCCAAAUCCAAGGCCACCAAUCCGUUCUUCAUCUUCCUGCACGAAUUUCGGCAAAAUCUAAUGAAACGCGGCGCCUACAAGCACAUGACAGCGAAAGAGAUCGCUUGUGCGGCCGGCGAACGCUGGCGUCAGAUGUCGUCCGACGAGAAGCUCAACUACGUGGUGUGGGCGCGCAAGAAUCAGCAACAGUUGGAUCCGCGUUUGCGCGUAUCGCCGGGCAAGACACAGCGUGAAGUGCAUGGCAAUAGAAGUGAGACCAAGUCCGUGCGGCGUCGCGGAUCUCGUCGUGGCAUCACACGGCAGAAAAAGGUCAUUAUGCAGAAACGUCGUCCAAGUUAUAUCAAGUAAACUGGCGGAUAGUCGCUCUACAAAGGGUUGAAGGAAGGGCUUACACCGUACACUUUUUAUCGCUGGUAAAAAUUUCUUUGUGACACAUAUUAUUUUGUUUGUAUUUUCUAAUUUUCUAUGAAUUCUCUUAUGGUUGUGACAGUAAAAGUAUUUUUAUAAUUGUGA
Bactrocera oleae (olive fruit fly) is the source of this 760-nucleotide messenger RNA. RefSeq lists its product as uncharacterized. The record is from RefSeq and is a predicted model, not a curated record. Lineage: Eukaryota; Metazoa; Arthropoda; Insecta; Diptera; Tephritidae.